CGCUAUGGGGGACGACGACAGUGGGGGACAAUGGGACCCCCCCCGGGUGACACAGGAUCGGUACCGGCGGGAGUUGGAGGAGGAGCUUCGGGACCUCAAUAACCAGGUGGCAGCGCUGGGGCGGAGCCUGGCCCUGGAGCGUGGGCGGAGCCUGGCGGCGGGAGGGGCUCUGCGGGCACUGGAGAUAGCGGUGGGCGGAGCCGAGGCCCGGGUGGGCGGGGCCUGUCGGGCACGUGACCGAGCCCUGGAGCGCCUGCGCCUGCAGCAGGAGGCGGGGCAGCAGCUGUGGGCGGAGCUCGAGGCCGCGCGCACCGCCCGGACGGGGGCGGAGCUUCGGGCACAGGAGGCGGAGACGCGGCGUCGCGCCAAAGAGGCGGAGCUUCAGCAGCUGCGGCAGGCCGUGGCUGCCGCGCAGCGCUCGAGGCGUCGAGCGGAGGAGGAGCGCGAUGAGUUCGCUGCUCGCGUGUGCCGUGACCCCCACCCGCCGUGCCGAGCCCUCCCGGACCCCGCGGGGCUGCGGGCGGCGUUGGUGGAGCUGCGGGAGCACAACCGAGAGCUGCAGCAGCGCCUGCAGCAGCGCCUCAGCCAGGCUGAGGAGCUGCGGCGGGCGCUGGCGGCGGCGGGGACGCGGGCGCAGGAUGCGGCCAGGGCUCAGGCCCGCUUGCAGGAGGAGCAGCGGGUGCUGCGGGGGCGGCUGCAGCACCCAUGGGUGCCCACGGGCCCCGCCGAGGCCGCGCUCCGCGCCCGCUGCCUCCACCUCCAGGAGCUCCUGCACCGCGAGGCUGGGGCGCGGGUGGCGCUGGCGCGGGCGGCGCGGGUGACGGGGCGGCGCCUGCGGCUGAUGGCGGCCGAGGCCGAGGAGCAGCGCCUGCGGGGGGAGCGCCACCGCCGGCAGGCGGAGGCGGUGGAGGCGUCGGCGGUGGCUCUGGGGCAGCGCGUGGCGGCGGUGGCGUUGGGGACGGCGCGGGAGGAGGCGCAGCGGCAGCGGCUGCAGAGAGCGCUCGACGCCCUCGGGGACGGCGCCGCCCACACCGCGCGGCGCGUGGCGGCUCUGCGCGCGCGCCUCAGGUGUGACCCUCUGACACUGACCCGCACGGUGCGACGGAUGCUGCGAGAGGAGGAGGAGGACGAGGACGAGGACGAAGACGAAGAUGGGGACACCGUGACCCCAACUUGGACCCUCCUGGAGAUCCCCUCCGGCUCCGGGGGGGACCCCAAAACCACCCCCAAAGAGUCCUGUGAAAAGGAAACGCUGAAAGAGGGGGACCCCAAAAGCAGCUCCUGUUCUGGGGGGAGCCUUGAAACCGCCUCCAGUUCGGGGGGGGAGCCUUGAAACCGCCCCCAUCCCCGGGAGGAGCCCCAAAACUGCCCUCAGCGCUGAUGGGGGGUCCCCAAAACCACUUCCAUUCCCUGUAGGAGCCCCAAAACUGCUCUCAGCUCUGGUGGAGGGUCCCCAAAACCACCCCCAUGCCCUGGAGGAGCCCCCAAACUGCCCUCAGCGCCAGUGGGGGGUCCCCAAAACCGCCCCCAUUCCCUGGAGGAGCCCCCAAACUGCCCUCAGCGCCGGUGGGGGGUCCCCAAAAUCACUCCCAUCCCCUGUAGGAGUCCCCAAAGUGCC
Cuculus canorus (common cuckoo) is the source of this 1618-nucleotide messenger RNA. It is a transcript of the gene MYH14, whose product is annotated as myosin heavy chain 14. Lineage: Eukaryota; Metazoa; Chordata; Aves; Cuculiformes; Cuculidae. Gene Ontology annotation, cellular component: myosin complex. The coding region runs from base 5 to 1333 and encodes 442 amino acids. The record is from RefSeq and is a predicted model, not a curated record. The transcript is spliced from 10 exons.